Molecule: messenger RNA, 4520 nt
Organism: Vanessa atalanta (red admiral)
Lineage: Eukaryota; Metazoa; Arthropoda; Insecta; Lepidoptera; Nymphalidae
Gene: Tmtc3
Product: protein O-mannosyl-transferase Tmtc3
Exons: 12
Coding region: 350-3061 (903 amino acids)
Biological process (GO): protein O-linked glycosylation via mannose
Cellular component (GO): endoplasmic reticulum
Molecular function (GO): protein binding; mannosyltransferase activity
Source: RefSeq, a predicted model, not a curated record
GGCAAAUCGGCCUAGAGAGCGGGUGUGUCCGUAUGUGCUACGUCAAUAUACCACAUAAAUGUCAAAUUAAACGUUUUCGUCUAAAAAAUGUGACAUGUGCCUCGCGGUGACGUAAACACAGACCGUAACAUUAGGUCCUUAUAGAUUUUUAGUGUUAAUUUCGACUGUAACGCGUAUUAUUCGCAUUCUUUGUAGCGUAUUUUGCUCUAAGUUUCGUUCGUGAUUGUGGUUUAGUUGCUGACAUUCCAGGUGACUCGGGACCGCUAUAAAUGGGAUUUGUUUUUAAAGCUUGGAUUUGGAUAGUGCUAUGUGAUAAUAUUUGUAAAAAAUAAUGCCGGUUUAAUUCACGAUGGACCGUGUAAGUGGCGUGUGUAGGUUCGGAGGAGUGGUUUCCGCGGUGAGGACUCGAACAGGUCGCAGUAGAAGGCGGGUAACUGGUCCCAGUCAAGCAGCUGAGGAUAUGCCCGAAACGCCACGAAGAGGUCUCGGAGCAAUUUUAGUCCUCGCUUGCAUUCUUGUUUACCACAACUGCCUUUACUGUGGCUUCGUCUUUGACGAUAUCAGUGCCAUAAAAGAAAACAGAGAUUUAAGACCGCAGACUCCGAUCUCGAACAUCUUUCUUAACGACUUCUGGGGAACGCCUAUACAUAAGGAACAAUCACACAAAUCGUACCGUCCAUUAACGGUACUCACUUUCCGAUGGAACUACGCGGUGCAUGGGCUGCAACCAGCUGGUUAUCAUCUCGUGAACUUACUACUCCACGCUCUCGUCUCGUUACUGUACUACAGAGUUUGCGCGAUGUUCCUCCCGGAAUUCGCAAGUUUCGUCGCGGCCAUCUUGUUUGCGGUGCAUCCCAUACACAGCGAGGCGGUGACAGGUGUCGUGGGCAGAGCUGAAAUGCUGUCUUCCUUGUUUUUCCUGGGCGCACUUCUCUGCUACGCGCGGGCAGCAACCAGGAGACGAUAUACAGAUUGGCGCUACGUAGCUGCGUGUACAGCUUGUGUGGGCAUCGCUAUGCUGUGCAAAGAACAAGGCAUCACUAUCACGGCUGUGUGCGUUGUCUAUGAACUAUUUGUUGCACAGAAGCGCCGCGGCAACAAUACUGGAAGAUCAUGGUUCGAAUAUUGGGGGAAGGGGGGUUGGGGAUGUGCGUGUGGGGAAGCGGCACGACGCGUGGCUACGGUAUGCUGUGCAACUCUAGCGCUCCUCGCUGCGAGGCUGCAUGUAAUGGGCGCACAGUUGCCUGUCUUCACAAGAUUUGACAAUCCUGCUGGAGCUGCGUUACCUCCAGCAAGGCAUUUGACUUUCGCCUACCUGCCUGCGCUAAACGCCUGGCUGCUAACGUUACCGGAAGCGCUAUGCUGUGAUUGGACCAUGGGAACCGUUGCUUUACUCCGGUCAUGGCGAGACCCACGAAACUUAGCGACUUUCGCAUUGGCUACGACUCUGAUAGCUGGUGCAAUACACGCUUUGAGGACACGCUGUUCGGCUUUGUCAAUGGGAUUGGCACUGCUAGUAUUGCCAUUUCUACCAGCCUCCAAUCUUUUUUUUCCUGUGGGUUUCGUGGUGGCCGAGCGUGUCCUUUAUAUGCCAUCGAUGGGGUGGUGCUUAUUGGUUGCUCAUGGAUGGCGACUGGUAGCCAAAAAACGUGCAAAACUAGCCGCAGCUGCUCUUAUAUUUCUUCUAAUGGCUUUUAGUGCCAAAACGUAUGUGAGAAACUGGGACUGGAAGACUGAAUAUUCCAUUUUUGCUUCGGGGCUCAAAGUCAAUCGAAACAACGCCAAGCUCUAUAAUAAUGUUGGGCAUGCUUUAGAGGCAGAAGGAAAAUAUGCGGAGGCAUUAGAAUUCUUUAAAACAGCGGUCAAUGUACAACCAGACGAUGUCGGAGCUCACAUUAACGUCGGACGAACUUUUAACCACCUCGGUAGAUAUCAAGAGGCAGAGGACGCUUAUGUUAAAGCAAAAUCUCUACUACCGAAAGCCAAGCCAGGAGAAUCCUACCAAGCAAGAAUAGCUCCAAAUCAUUUAAACGUUUUCCUGAAUUUAGCGAAUUUGAUAUCGAAGAAUGCAACCAGAUUGGAAGAAGCGGAUAUGCUAUACCGACAAGCCAUUAGCAUGCGAGCUGAUUAUACGCAAGCGUAUAUAAAUAGAGGAGAUAUUUUAAUAAAAUUAAAUAGGACGAAGGAGGCGCAGGAAGUAUACGAAAGAGCUUUGCUCUAUGAUAGCGGUAACCCGGACAUUUACUAUAACUUAGGUGUGGUGCUACUGGAGCAAGGUAAAGCCUCCCAAGCUCUCGCUUACUUGGACAAAGCUUUGGAACUUGAACCGGAACACGAGCAGGCGCUCUUGAACUCGGCCAUACUACUGCAAGAGCUAGGAGCAGCAGAUUUGAGACAUCUUGCCAGACAACGACUACUAAAACUACUUGACAAAGAUGCAACAAACGAGCGGGUCCACUUUAACCUCGGCAUGGUGUGUAUGGACGAGGGCGACGCGGAGUGCGCCGAGCGGUGGUUCAGAGCGGCCGUACAUCUCAAGCCCGACUUCAGGUCGGCCCUGUUCAACUUGGCCCUGCUCCUGGCCGACAGGCGAAGGCCGCUAGAAGCGGCACCGUUUCUGAAACAACUAGUCAGGCAUCACCCGGACCACGUGAAGGCAUUAGUACUCCUCGGGGAUAUUUACAUCAACUCCGUUAAAGACCUGGAUGCAGCCGAAAGCUGCUACCGCCGCAUCCUCGAGCUGGAGCCGGACAACGUGCAGGCGCUGCACAACCUGUGCGUGGUGGCGGUGGAGCGCGGCAAGCUGGGCGUGGCCGAGGAGUGCCUGGCGCGCGCCGCCGCGCUGGCGCCGCACGAGCACUACAUCCAGCGGCACCUCGCCGUCGUGCGCGCGCGCCGCGCCGCAGCCGCGCCCGCGCCGCGCGCCGCCUCGCCCGCCUCGCCCGCCUCGCCCGCCUCGCCCGCCUCCCCCGCCUCCCCCGCCGCCGGCGCGGAGGUGCGCGCGCGCUGGAACUACAUCCCGCAGCAGCCGCCCGACCCGCACGAGGCCGACCCCUCGUAGCGGAGCCCCGACGACUGAGCUGUGUAAAUACGUUAGGACACUGACACCAAAAUCGGUCAUUACGUUGUAUUAUUUGCUAAAGAUCAGGGUAUUCGAUUUCGUUCGUGUCGAUGCGAAACGCGCUUUCUUCGGAGAUAUGUUUCGGAUUUAUCGUUUGAGUUAGAGCAGGAGGAGAAUGUCCGGACUAGGUUUUUAGUGUGAUCUCGUAGAACGGCUUAAUUUGCUUAAUUUUCGUGAUAUUAGUUAACGACAUUUAAUCUUAUUAUGUAUAUUUGUAUAAUGUGUAGGACAUGUUGGAACGAGCUUUCGUCAGGUAUACUGCGCUAAUGCGACUGCGGUGCGGUGACGGUGCGGUGACGGUGCGGUGACGGUGCGGUGACGGUGCCGCGAUACACAUACUGAUUGAAACGAACCACGUCGCGCCGGUCGCAGUCGUCUAGUCGCAGUGGCACAGUAUAUUGUUUUUCGUCAUUAGCCUGGUAUACGGAUACUCUUUGUGUGUAAUAAAAGUCAACUAGAAUUAUAGAAAAGACUUAACUGUUUAAUGUAUUAGUUACAUUUUGUAACAGUAAAAUUACUUUCAACGUACUGCAGCAGUCGAUUGUUUUUAUUUUUUUUUUAAUAUAAUAGUUAAACUUCGUAUUCAAUGUUAUGAUAAACUAAUCCCAAGCUUUAUUUUAGGCGUUGGGAUAAGAUUAGAUAAUCUCCCACAUAAUCAAUAGAAAAAAACAAUAAAUUUCUUACAUAAGAUCUUUAUAGUAAUUUCCAAGUAAUGCAUGGUCAACUAAAAUUUGGUAAUGUUCCAUAAUAAAAAAAUGAAAAUUGAAAUGCUAUUUUCCCUUAAAUUCAUUGCCGAGAACAAUGAUCAAUACAGCGAAGUGCCUGCAAAUAGAAUGCGCGCGCAUCCUACUUUUAAUUUCAAAUUAUGGAGUGUUAAAAUUCUUUUUUCAAAUAUUUUUAAAAUUGUUUUAAUUAUAUGUUUUUUUAAGAAGUUGAUAUUUCUCUACCCAUAGAUAUUUCAAUAAAACUCGGGUUACAUUGUUUUAUGUUAACGAUUUUAAGAGGGAUAAUAUUUUUUUUAUUUACUUUACAACAUAAAGGUAAAUAAAUUAUAUAUUGAUCUUAAUUCAGCCCUUUUAGAUAGAAGUGUUGUGUAACGACACUGCUAUGACUUAGUCUUAUAACAAUAGAUACCCGGGUUUUGCUAUUUAAUAAAAAAAUCCACUGACUUAGAACAGUUAUUUUCAUAAACGCCAAUAUAUUUAUUAUGUAAAAAUUAAAGUGAUCGACCGUUAUUAGAAUAAUUAAUUACGUAGAUGUGAAAAUGUAACGUUGUUAAUGUUUUAAGAUAAAAAGUAACUUUUGUAAAAACUGAAUUUUUUACAAUGUCUUGAAACAUUUCUGAUGGGAUCUCCCGUAAGAGUAAAAAUUCAUAAGGACCCCGAAUAUUAUAAACUAU